CGAAAAGCAGAUUGCUAAGAGUUUAAAGAUGAUGCCAUCGAUUGUGAAUUUCGGUAAAGUUCGGACGUACUUUCUUUUUAUAAUACAAACACUGGGGAGAUGAGAGAUGAGAAAAAGAGAUGAUAUUAACCCUCGAUUUUCCAGCAAGAACAGAGACCGCGCUUACCAUUGUUGCUGCUAACAGUUUAAAAACACAGUUAUUUCCAGAGUGUUGUCAUCAUCCAAAUCCAAGGUUAGCAUUCUUUCAGAAUCAGAAUUGGAGUACUAACAAGAGAAGUUAUCGAACCCACCACUUCUUUUAUCCAUUUCCUACACUCACAAGCCCAAGAAAUCCACCCGUAAGAGCAACUACUGCAACUGCAACAAAAAUGGUGAAGGCUAUUAGGGUUCAUGAGCUAGGUGGACCAGAGGUCCUGAAAUGGGAGGAUGUUGAGAUAGGAGAGCCAGGUGAGGGUGAGAUACGUGUUAAGAACAAGGCAAUUGGGCUUAACUUUAUCGAUGUGUACUUCCGGAAAGGAGUUUAUGCGGCUUCAACGAUGCCCUUCAUCCCAGGUAGGGAGGCUGUUGGAGAGGUGCUUGCUGUUGGCCCUGGACUUACUGGUAGGAAAGUUGGAGAUAUUGUAGCUUAUGCUGGCGAUCCUAUGGGCUCAUAUGCAGAAGAACAGAUCCUUCCUGCAAACAAAGUUGUGUCUGUUCCUGAAUCCAUUAGUCCUGUUGUUGCAGCAUCUGUCAUGCUUAAGGGCAUGACCACUCAGUUUCUACUACGCCGUUGCUUCAAGGUUGAAUCUGGGCACACAAUCCUUGUUCAUGCAGCGGCUGGUGGUGUUGGGUCUCUAUUAUGUCAAUGGGCAAAUGCCCUUGGUGCCACUGUUAUUGGAACUGUCUCGACCAAGGAGAAGGCUGCACAAGCCAAGGAAGAUGGUUGUCAGCAUGUUAUACUUUAUCAAGAAGAGGAUUUUGUUGCUCGUGUAAAUGAGAUAACAUCAUGCAACGGGGUUGACGUGGUCUAUGAUUCUGUGGGAAAGGAUACCUUUCAGGGAUCAUUGGCAUGCUUAAAGACUCGUGGUUACAUGGUGAGUUUUGGGCAGUCAUCAGGUACGCCAGAUCCAGUUCCUCUGUCUGCACUUGCACCAAAAUCACUGUUCUUGACGAGGCCUUCAAUGAUGCAUUACAAUCAAACACGCGAUGAGCUGCUAGGAGCUGCUGGAGAGUUAUUUUCUGUCCUGGCAUCGGGUGUUCUAAGGGUCCGUGUAAAUCACACGUACCCUUUAUCUCAGGCAGCACAGGCACAUGCAGACAUUGAGAGUCGAAAAACAACCGGGUCAGUUGUAUUGAUACCCUAAGGCCAUGAGCAGGCAGUGUCUAGAAUAAAGAGCAUCGCUCCAUCCCCUGGAUGGUCACAUUUGUGUUUUGUUGCUCCCUGAAUCUUUUUUAUACGAGUAUUACAAGUAAUGUUUUUUCCAUUUUAAAUGAAUCUACAAGGAAAGCUCGUGCAUGUUUUUUCUUGCUGAGUGUGCUAUGAGCUUGUUAAUUAAUUACCCAGGAAAUAUUUUCAAAUUUCUCAUUACAGGACUCCAUCGCAUUGAACUGUUAAUAUGUCAAUGUACCUCUUUCUCGAUGAGAAAUAGGAUAAUGUGUCGUUUGUGUCA
Messenger RNA from Populus euphratica (Euphrates poplar), 1649 nucleotides. RefSeq names its product probable quinone oxidoreductase. Gene Ontology annotation, molecular function: quinone reductase (NADPH) activity; NADPH binding; mRNA 3'-UTR AU-rich region binding. The record is from RefSeq and is a predicted model, not a curated record. Bases 120 to 1343 code for a protein of 407 amino acids. Gene Ontology annotation, cellular component: cytosol. NCBI's taxonomy places the organism in Eukaryota, Viridiplantae, Streptophyta, Magnoliopsida, Malpighiales, Salicaceae. The transcript has 5 exons.